AUGGCAUCAUCUCUGGCUUCGCUGGAAAAAGACCUCACCUGUGAACUGUGCCAGGAUAUUUAUAAAGACCCGCUGAUUCUGCUCUGCAGCCACAGUUUCUGCAGGAACUGUCUGAAGCAGCACUGGAGGGAGCGAGGCGUCAAAGAAUGUCCCGUCUGCAGGAAGAGGUCCUCCAUGGAGAACCCACCAGUCAACAAAGCCCUGAAGAGCACCUGCGAGUCCUUCAUCCAGGAGAGAAACCGUAAUGUACUGGCCAGAUCUCAGGGCGAGCUCUGCUCCGAGCACAGCGAGAAAGUCACCGUCUGGUGUCUGGAUGAUCAUAAACUGCUGUGUUCAGUCUGUGUGACCCAACAACACCAAGAACACAAGUUCUGCUCCGUCUCCAGAGCCGCCUACGAGUACAAGGAUCAGCUCAAAACCCCCUUGAAGUUUCUGAGGGCUAAAAGUUCGUCCUUUUCUUCAGCAAGAAUGUUCUAUCACACCAUGGCUUCACAACUCCAGUCUCAGACCCAGCAGACAGAACAGCAGAUCAGGGCGGAGUUUGAGAAACUCCACCUGUUCCUCAGGGAGGAGGAGAAGAACAGGAUCACCGCACUGAAGGAGGAAGAGGAGGGGAAGAUGAAGAUGAUGAAGGAAAAGAUUACAGAGUUUGAUCAAAUAUUGGCUGAGACUGUCGGCAGGAUAAGUAGAAUUGAGGAUUAUAUACGGAGCGAGGAGCACUUCUUGCUGAAGAAUCUUAAGGAUGCUGAGCAAAGUGCUCAGUGUCCAGCAGUUGAUCCACAGCAUGAUUCAGCAGUUCUGAUUGACGUGGCCAAACAUCUAGGAAACCUGAGAUACAGAGUUUGGAAGAAAAUGAAGGACAUCUGUCUGUACUUUCCCGUGAUUCUGGACCCUAACACCGCUAAAAGCUCUGCGGCACUGUGCGAGGAUCUGAGCGGUGUUUCAUUGGGAAGCCCCGUGAAAAACCUUCCGAACAAUCCUGAGAGGUUUAACGUUUACAACAUGGUCCUGGGCUCUGAGGGCUUCACCGCAGGAUCUCACAGCUGGGAGGUGGACGUGGACCAAAGCGAGGACUGGAUAAUCGGCGUGGUGAAGGAGUCGAUCAGGAGAAAGGAGAAGUGUACGGUAGGACCGGUAGAUGGUUUCUGGACCGUGAGUCUCAGAGACGGAUCGUACUCCUGGUCCGUAUACGCCAGGAAGUGUCGGAGAAUCCGAGUGGAAGUGAACUGUGAUACAGGAACAGUAAUCUUCACUAAUACUGAGAACAACCAAGUGCUGCAGAUCUACAAACACAGAUUUACAGAGAAAAUAUAUCCUGUUUUCUGUACGAUUAGCGGAUUUCCAAUAAGGAUUUCACCGUACGAGAUCUCUGUAAAGGAGGAAAACUACAAAGCUGUGUUCCAGUUCCUGUCUGUGUCCCCGUACCCAUUUCCAGUAAUGUCUCAGUUCCCGUUUGUGUCUGUCCCUGUCAAUGUUUUUGUCCCUGUUCCCCUUUUCAGUCCUGUCCAGUCUACUCUCCCGUUCGUGUCUCCUGUUCACUCCCUGUUCCCAUCCCCUGUCCAGUCCAAUGUCCAGUCUCCAUUUGUCUAG
Molecule: messenger RNA, 1590 nt
Organism: Astyanax mexicanus (Mexican tetra)
Lineage: Eukaryota; Metazoa; Chordata; Actinopteri; Characiformes; Acestrorhamphidae
Product: E3 ubiquitin-protein ligase TRIM35-like
Exons: 7
Coding region: 1-1590 (529 amino acids)
Molecular function (GO): protein binding; zinc ion binding
Source: RefSeq, a predicted model, not a curated record